AAACCACUGGCCUGAACGGAACUUCCUUCCUCGGCUGGUCGGGACGAACCAAAAAAAAAAAAAAAAAAAAGAGGCUUUAAAUGGGGACUAAGUCGAGCUUUUAGUCGCUAUAUCAGCUUUCACAUCGUCCGACACAGAGGCUUAACACCACGGGCAGCUUUUCUAACAUCGACAUGAUGGUUCCUACGACUCACGCGCUGCUCAUUUGGUUGCUUUUCCUCUGCGGGCUCGAGGAAACGGUUCAGUCUCAACGGGGACAUUGCACCGGGAAUCAGUGUUUUGCACUUUUCCAGGAGCCCGGGGACUUCAACGAAGCACGGAAAAGCUGCAAGGACUCCGGUUGGCAGUCAUUAAUGUUCAGCUCGGAACACGCAGAGAAGCUGUUGAAGAGCCCGCUCCGCGGUAGUUACUGGCUGAGGAACAGCGCCGACGGUUCGGCGGAGAAACCUGCGGCGGGUGGCCAAACCUGCCGCUGCAUCUCCGCGUCGGAGGGACAAAACUUCACGGUGUCGUGGAAGCCGUGCCUAGACACUCUGGACGGAUUCCUGUGCCAGUUUACGCUCGAGGAUCCUUGCAGUGGCUUGCAGGCAGCCGGAGACGCAACGGUAAAGUACACCUACAUGCCUACGGACUUGGAGCUGGAGCUGGACGACUCGGAAACGUUCCCCCCGGGAACCAUCGCCGUGGCGAAAAAGUUCGACGACAAAUACCCGUACUCGAAGCAUGUGUGCUUCUCGAGCAGUUGGCUGAUAGCCCCCUGGAAAUGCGAGGUGCUGGGGGGCGGCUGCGAGCACCGCUGCAGCUCUGCGACACAAAGCUGCGUCUGUCCCGCGGGGAAAACACUCCAACCCAACAACUUCGCGUGCGCUGACGGCCCGUGCCAGUCGAACCCGUGCACAGGUGAGGGCGAGGAGUGUGAAGUCACCCAGACGGGGUUCACUUGCACGUGCAAAGACGGCUUCGUCCCGGAGGAUGGAGAGUGCGUGAACGUUACAAUCUGUGAAAAGUGUGAGCACAUGCUGUGUGACAAAUUCAACGGCGUUUAUAAGUGCCAUUGCCGGAAAGGGUUCAGGGUUUCCCCCCAUGACCCCACAAAGUGUGAGAUGAACUGCACAGAGAUAGACUGUCCGGCCGUAUGCGUCUAUAGGAAUGACAGUGAGCCCCAGUGUUUCUGCCCCACUGGCUACAUUACAACCCUCAGCCCAAAUAACAGUACACCCUUCUGCACUGACAUUGAUGAAUGUGACAGUGGGGAUGAUGAAUGUGAACACCAGUGUGCAAAUGCAUUCGGUAGUUACAGGUGUUUGUGCGAUAAAGGGUUCAAGCUGGACCACAAUAACUACAAUUGUGUACCCGUGCAAGGGCCGGAAGAAGAAGUUGAUGGAUCAGGUUCAGCCGCUCCAUACCCCUCACCGGUUAGCCCCCACCCAGACACGGUAGUACCCUCUUACAUCAGGACCGGCAGCGUCAUGGGUAUCGCCGUGUUCGUGGCGCUGUGUGCGGUGCUGCUCUAUUUCCUGAUCCGAAACAUGGUCAAGCGUUGCGGCAAAUUUGAGCUUUCCUCCUUCAAACACCCAGAUAUCGAUAUUUUCUAUCUGCAGCAGGUGACCACCGAGACGUAUAAGAGGAUAUCCUUCGACAAACAGUUUAAAAGUGACUCACCGACGAUACUUUAAUCACACAUUUUUAGUAGGCCGCUUUUCAACCGUCUUUUCAUGGCACAUUUCACUGUUUCCUUUCCUCAGAGACGUCAAAUAUGGGACUUUUUUUUCCAUAGGCAGUGUUUUUAUUUAUCUAAAAAGCUGCAAUCUGUCAAAUACUGUAAAGUCAUAGCAACCCAGUGUGGACUUUAAAGGAAAGCAGCUUUCUGCUUUUUGAAUGUGAAAUAGAUAUUUAUAUUGAAUUGUUGUUGGAAUUGUUAGAGAACCUAUUAUUUUGUCUAUUUCUGCAACCAAAAGGUUGAUAAGGAGCCUCCUAAUCAGCCUUUUGGUUGCAGAAAUAGACGAAAUGGGGGUUCCAUAACAAUUGGGAACAUUUUAGAGUUAUGAUAUAGGGCUGCAACUAACGAUUGUUUUCAUUGCAGAUUUGUCUGUCGGUUAUUUUCUCGAUUCAUCGAUUAGUUUUUUGGUCUUUAAAAUGUCAGAAAAUUGUGCAAAAAUGUUGUUCUGUGUUUCCCAAGUUGACGUUCUCCAAUGUCCUGUUUGUCACACCCAGUGUUGCCAACUCCUCAGUAAGGAAAGUCGCUAUUGGCUGUCCUAAAAGUCGCUAGAAGUCGCUAGAUGACGUCAUACGCUCAUUAGCAUACAGCUUAGUGGUUGUGUCAGCAAGGUAGAUAGAAAAAAAAUAGAAAUCUUUAGCCAAAUAAUCACAAAUUCAAUACAGGAAUUUAUUUUACCUUAUAAUUAUUACUUAGGUAGCCUAUCUUUGAAGUGAAAAA
Perca fluviatilis (European perch) is the source of this 2437-nucleotide messenger RNA. RefSeq names its product thrombomodulin-like. NCBI's taxonomy places the organism in Eukaryota, Metazoa, Chordata, Actinopteri, Perciformes, Percidae. The transcript has a single exon. The coding region runs from base 174 to 1676 and encodes 500 amino acids. The record is from RefSeq and is a predicted model, not a curated record. Gene Ontology annotation, molecular function: calcium ion binding.